Phyllopteryx taeniolatus (common seadragon) is the source of this 3126-nucleotide messenger RNA. It is a transcript of the gene slc24a1, whose product is annotated as solute carrier family 24 member 1. Gene Ontology annotation, biological process: calcium ion transmembrane transport; intracellular calcium ion homeostasis; long-term synaptic potentiation. The record is from RefSeq and is a predicted model, not a curated record. Gene Ontology annotation, cellular component: membrane. Gene Ontology annotation, molecular function: calcium, potassium:sodium antiporter activity; calcium channel activity. NCBI's taxonomy places the organism in Eukaryota, Metazoa, Chordata, Actinopteri, Syngnathiformes, Syngnathidae.
UAAACCGUUGGCUAGCUCGUGUGUGUGUGUGUGUGUGUGUGUGUGCGCGCGUGCCGCUCAACCAGCUCAGCUUCGGUCUGAUUCUCAGACGUUUCUGCAUUCUCUGACCCUGCAGAAUUUUGGUGGUCCUGGGAACUGAAAUGGAACAUUCCAAGGAAUUGUGGGAUCCUGUCAGCCCCAAUUAUUUUCGGGGAGAACCUGACUGUCCCACUAUCCCUUAAUACAUCUUAAUUCACCAUAGGUCACAGCAUCUGUGCUUUGUCGGGAAUAUGUAUUGCCUCAGAAGGAAGCGACUGCAGCUGAGGCGAGUCUUAUUUCUGCUGGCCGGGGUCUUCAUCUGCAUCGUGUACCAGCUGACCCUCAGCGCCGGAAGCUACGAGACGUCCCCUUCGCCCCAAAUUGGAGACGCUUUCACGGAGGGCUCAGCCGGAUGGGUCGAGGAUGUUACGCCCGAGAGUCGAGAGAAGCCAAGAAACCAAACGACCCCGGUGACCCCCUCUAAUUCAACCGCAGAUGAUAACGCUGCCAGUAAAACUCCACCGCCAGCCACCACCAACCGGACUAUUGUGCAUUGCAUCUAUGUCCCCCCUGAUCCUAAGAUGAGGCCCCCACCAUCUUCUCCUGGCGAUGCUCCUCACAUGAAGGGAGAGUACCCCAAAGAUGUAUUUUCAGUGGAGGAGCGCAGACAAGGCUGGGUGAUCUUGCACAUCUUCGGCAUGAUGUACAUGUUUGUGUCACUUGCGAUUGUGUGUGAUGAAUUCUUUGUCCCUGCACUGGGGGUCAUCAUAGACAAGUUAGAGAUAUCGGACGACGUGGCGGGAGCUACUUUCAUGGCGGCGGGGGGAUCUGCCCCUGAACUUUUCACCUCCUUGAUCGGGGUCUUCGUAGCCCACAGCAACGUGGGUAUCGGGACUAUUGUCGGCUCUGCGGUUUUCAACAUUCUCUUUGUGAUCGGGAUGUGCGCUUUGUUUUCCCGGGAGGUUCUUCAUCUCACCUGGUGGCCUCUCUUCAGAGAUGUUUCCUUCUACAUAGUGGACCUUAUUUUGCUCAUCAUCUUCUUCCUGGACAAUGUCAUCAUGUGGUGGGAGAGUAUGAUGCUGGUGGCCAGCUACACCGUAUACGUCAUCUUCAUGAAGUUUAACGCCCAAAUAGAACACGUGGUCAAGACGCAGCUUUACAAACACAAGAGCAUUGUCCAAAUUAUUACUGAUGAGGAGCCUGAAGUGACCAAGGUCAAUGGGGACGGUCAAGAUAACGCCCCUCCUGAUCCAGAAGACAGGAAUCGGUUAAAGUUGAAGCCAUCCCUUCAACGCGGUGGAAGUUCAGCGUCUUUGCACAACAGCACCAUGAGGAACACCAUUUUCCAACUCAUGAUCCACACAUUGGACCCCCUGGGAGAAGGUGGGAAAUUCAAGGACAAGGCUGAGAGUCUGAAUAAUGUAGUGAGACGAAAGGCUGAAGGUGAAAUUGCAGCAAAGAGUGAAGAUGGAGAGGAUGGGCAGGAUCAGGCUCAAGAGGACAAAGCUGGCGCAAGUGAGAAGAAGAAGGAGCCCCCAGAGGAAGAGAAGGAAGACCAGCCGGCGGGGGGAGACGGCUCAGACAAGUCAGGCAGUGUUGAGGAGGACAGUGAUGAAGAUGAUAGUGAUGAAGACGACAGUGACGAUGACUCCAGCGAAGAUGAGGAUAAGGAGAACGAGGAGAAGCCUCUUUCUUUAGCGUGGCCCGACACGCGACGGAAGCAAGUCACUUACCUCAUCCUGCUGCCCAUCGUCUUCCCUCUGUGGCUCACCGUCCCUGACGUCCGCAAACAGAAUUCCAGGAAAUUUUUCGUGCUCACCUUCCUGGACUCCAUUCUGUGGAUUGCUAUCUUCUCUUAUCUCAUGAUGUGGUGGGCCCAUCAGGUGGGCGAGACCAUCGGCAUCUCUGAGGAGAUUAUGGGCUUGACUAUCCUGGCUGCGGGGACGUCCAUCCCUGAUCUCAUCACCAGCAUCAUCGUGGCCCGUAAAGGACUUGGCGACAUGGCCGUGUCCAGCUCCGUGGGCAGCAAUAUCUUUGACAUCACUGUCGGUUUGCCGCUGCCAUGGCUCAUGUACUCGUUCAUCCACGGUAUGGUUCCCGUGGCCGUCAGCAGCAACGGGCUGUUCUGCGCCAUUGUGCUGCUCUUCCUCAUGCUCCUCUUUGUCAUCAUCUCCAUCGCGUCGUACAAGUGGAAGAUGAACAAGGCUCUGGGAUUCACCAUGUUCCUUCUCUACUUCAUCUUCCUGGUUCUAAGCGUCAUGCUGGAGGACCGCAUCAUUGUCUGCCCCGUCUCCAUCUGAAGGUCACGUGACGUCACGCCAGGCGUUCGCUCUACCUGGGACUCCAGCGCGCAUUUCCUGUGUAUGGUGCACAUAGUGAACAAUUAGGGUGCAUGCAGGAUGCGCUUGGAACUGUCUGCAUUGAUUUUGAUACUAAAUUGAGGCUUUUUACUGGAUUUCCCAUUGCAUAAAAAGAUGAAAACUACUGUCCUGUAUCAUAGCGUACAGUAGAACAGCACUUGUAGCCGAUAAUACAUUUACAAUAAACUAACAGGUUAAUGAAUGAUAAAUGUAUAGUUUGGCUGAUUUUAUGGUUUGUAAAAUGUGUUCUACAAUAGUUGUCAAGGAAUCAAUUCAGGUUUACCCCACACUUCAGUAUAUUAUAGAAAAGCUUUUCAGUAUGAUGUGUGAGAGGAUUUCAGUUAUAACAGGUAUUUCAGUAAAACUGGAAGAACUUCCGUUUUUAACUACAAUGCGUCUCUCAUUAUGAGGGGCCAUAAGGGACAUAUUUCAGUAUUACCUAGCAAUGAGGUAGCAUAUGAGAGUUUCACUGUGGUGUGUGAGAGGAUUUCAGUAAAACAGGAAGGCCUCACUAAUGUCUGCCUGCAAGUUGCCUAACUGAAGCAGUAGCGUGAGAGCAUUUCCUUGGUGUGUGAGAGCAGUAGCGUGUGUGUGAGUAGAUAAUUUGCCAGCAGUGUGUGUUUCAGUUUUGCGUGAGAGGUAAAUCCCGAUUUGUUUCUGACGGACCCACAUAUAAAAAUACAAACUGUUUUUAAAAAAAAAUUGUAGACCAUUUUGUUUUGUCACACAGUUUAAACUGAAAUUUAAU